AUGAAGCAAAGAAUUAGUGCCCUAGAUUUACUGCUGUUGGCUAGAGAGCUGAAACAGGAUUUGGAAGGCUACCGAUUGAGUAAUAUAUAUAACAUUGCCGAUUCCUCAAAACAAUUUUUGCUGAAAUUUAAUAAACCAGAUUCUAAACUCAAUGUUGUUGUCGAUUGUGGCUUAAGAAUUUACUUAACUGAAUUUAGUAGGCCAAUACCUCCAACUCCUUCCGGCUUUGUUGUCAAACUAAGGAAGCAUCUUAAAGCUAAACGGUUAACAGCUUUAAAGCAAGUAGACCAGGAUAGAAUUCUUGUUCUACAAUUUGCUGAUGGCCACUUCUAUUUAGUUUUGGAAUUUUUCAGUGCAGGGAAUGUCAUUCUUCUAGAUGAGAACAGAAGAAUUAUGGCUUUGCAAAGAGUCGUUCUAGAGCAUGAAAAUAAGGUCGGACAAAUUUAUGAAAUGUUUGACGAAUCACUUUUUACCACAAAUAACGAGUCUGCUGAUGAAUCCAUAGAAAAAAACAGAAAGGCAGAAUACACCUCUGAACUAGUCAACGAGUGGAUAAAAGCAGUUCAAGCCAAGUAUGAAUCAGACAUUACUGUUAUUAAGCAACUUAACAUUCAAGGGAAGGAGGGCGCUAAAAAAAAAAAAGUGAAAGUACCUUCCAUCCAUAAACUGCUGCUUUCGAAAGUCCCUCAUUUGUCUUCAGAUUUAUUAUCAAAGAACCUUAAGGUAUUCAAUAUCGACCCUUCAGAGUCUUGUUUAAAUCUUUUGGAGGAAACAGACUCACUCGCCGAAUUGCUAAACAGUACUCAGUUAGAAUAUAAUCAACUUUUAACUACCACCGAUAGAAAGGGUUACAUUUUGGCCAAAAGAAAUGAAAAUUAUAUCUCUGAAAAAGAUACUGCCGAUUUGGAAUUUAUUUAUGAUACAUUCCAUCCCUUUAAGCCAUAUAUAAAUGGGGGAGACACUGACUCUUCUUGUAUCAUUGAAGUUGAAGGUCCUUACAAUAGGACGCUAGACAAAUUUUUCUCAACAAUAGAAUCCUCUAAGUAUGCUCUACGUAUACAAAAUCAGGAAUCGCAAGCGCAAAAGAAAAUCGAUGAUGCUCGUGCCGAAAAUGAUAGAAAAAUACAAGCUUUAUUAGACGUCCAAGAACUAAAUGAAAGGAAAGGCCAUCUCAUAAUUGAAAAUGCACCCUUAAUAGAGGAAGUUAAGCUUGCUGUUCAGGGUCUAAUCGAUCAACAAAUGGACUGGAACACUAUUGAGAAACUAAUUAAAAGUGAACAAAAAAAAGGCAACAGAAUUGCUCAGCUUUUGAACUUGCCUUUGAACUUGAAACAGAACAAAAUUAGCGUCAAGCUUGAUCUCUCUAGCAAGGAACUCAACACUUCUUCAGACGAGGACAAUGAAUCAGAAGGCAAUACUACUGAUAGUUCUAGUGACUCAGACUCAGAAGACAUGGAGAGUUCGAAGGAGAGGAGUACAAAAAGUAUGAAAAGAAAAUCUAAUGAAAAGAUAAACGUUACAAUUGACCUUGGUUUAUCAGCUUAUGCCAAUGCCACUGAAUAUUUCAAUAUCAAAAAAACAAGUGCUCAAAAGCAGAAAAAAGUCGAAAAGAAUGUCGGCAAGGCUAUGAAGAAUAUUGAAGUCAAAAUUGAUCAACAAUUGAAAAAAAAGCUAAAAGAUUCUCACAGUGUCUUAAAAAAGAUCCGCACUCCUUACUUUUUUGAAAAAUAUAGUUGGUUUAUUUCAAGUGAAGGAUUUUUGGUCAUGAUGGGUAAAAGUCCGGCUGAGACAGAUCAAAUCUAUUCAAAAUAUAUUGAAGAUGAUGAUAUUUAUAUGUCCAAUAGUUUUAACUCUCAUGUAUGGAUCAAAAAUCCAGAAAAAACAGAAGUUCCACCGAACACUUUGAUGCAAGCGGGUAUACUAUGCAUGUCCUCAAGCGAGGCUUGGUCGAAGAAGAUAUCUUCUUCUCCAUGGUGGUGCUUUGCAAAGAAUGUUAGUAAAUUCGAUGGCUCUGAUAACUCCAUUCUGCCAGAAGGUGCCUUUCGGUUGAAAAAUGAGAAUGAUCAAAACCAUUUACCCCCUGCUCAACUUGUGAUGGGUUUUGGAUUUUUAUGGAAAGUGAAAACCAGUGGAAAUGAGGAUAAUGGUGAUGAUGACGAAGAAGAAGAAGAAGAAGAAGAGGAAGAAGAAGAAGAAGAAGAAGAAGAAGAAGAAGAAGAAGAAGAAGAAAAAGAAGAAGAAGAAAAAGAAGAAGAGCAACAGCAAGAUGAAGACGAUAGUAACGAGGUCAAUGGGUUAGAGAAGGGUGGAGAUUCAAACGAUAGCACGAAAAACAACAGUUUUGAACACGAUAAUCUUGAAAAAGACAUCGAAAAGCAUUGCACCAUAUCAUCCGAUACCGACUCUGAUUCUGGAAAUGCUAAAGCCAAAAAUGACAAUAGCAGUACGCAGCGUAUCCUUGAUGAACCAGGUGUUCCGAUAUCUUUAAUCGAAAACAUAAACAGUAACGUCCGUGGUAAAAGAGGAAAAUUGAAGAAAAUUCAAAAGAAAUACGCCGACCAGGAUGAAACUGAACGUCUCUUGCGUUUGGAGGCCUUGGGUACUUUGAAGGGUAUCGAAAAGCAGCAACAAAGGAAGAAAGAAGAAAUAAUGAAGCGAGAAGUUAGAGAAGAUAGAAAGAAUAAACGCGAGAAACAAAGAAGACUACAGGCUUUAAAAUUCACCAAAAAAGAGAAAGCAAGAGUGAACUAUGAUAAACACAAGUCCGAAUUAAAACCAUCUCUCGAUAAGGGCGAUGUGGUUGAUGAUAUUAUACCAGUAUUUGCCCCCUGGCCUGCGCUUUUGAAAUAUAAAUACAAAGUCAAAAUACAACCGGGAAGUGCGAAGAAAACUAAGACUUUAACUGAAAUUUUACAUUAUUUCAAGAGUAGACCACUAGACGGUUCUUCAACUGACAACGAAAUGGAUUGGCCCCAAGAACAUGAAAUGAUUAAAGGCUUGAAGGAACAGGACUUGGUUCUUCUGCUCUGUGUCGACAAGUUAAAAGUAACAAUCGCUGGGCAGAAAUCCACCAAGAACGGUGGUAACUCUUCGAAGAAGGGCAAAAAAAAACGCUAA
This is a messenger RNA of Saccharomyces cerevisiae S288C, 3117 nucleotides long. It is a transcript of the gene RQC2, whose product is annotated as Rqc2p. NCBI's taxonomy places the organism in Eukaryota, Fungi, Ascomycota, Saccharomycetes, Saccharomycetales, Saccharomycetaceae. The record is from RefSeq and is marked reviewed. The coding region runs from base 1 to 3117 and encodes 1038 amino acids. The transcript has a single exon. Gene Ontology annotation, cellular component: cytoplasm.